Molecule: messenger RNA, 3142 nt
Organism: Paramecium sonneborni
Lineage: Eukaryota; Ciliophora; Oligohymenophorea; Peniculida; Parameciidae
Source: the annotation of a GenBank genome assembly
AAAUUAUGAAGGACGAAAAAUUGAAUGGAAAUCAAAUGUCUUAAUAAACAGCUGAAUAAUUAAAGAAGUAGGUUUUUGAAUACAAGAAACUUUAAGAAAGCUUUUCAAAGAGAUUUUAAUAAGAUAGCAACAUCCAAUUUUACAUUUUAAGCACAAAGUAUUUAAAAUGGAAAAUUUAAGAUGGCUUAAUUAAUGGAAGAAAUAUGUCUCCUAUGAUGAGAUAGUGGCUAAUAAAGCACCAAGUAUGUAAUUCGGGAGAAUAAAACUUGAUAGAAUUAAUGAUGAUUUAAAGGAUUUUGUGAAUCAAAGCUUCAAGUAUCAUCCAAAUGAAAAUCAUCCUUGGAAUACAUUUAUGAAAUAAAGCUUAUAGGAAAAUGUUGAUUAUGUGGUUAUUGAUAAGGAAAUUUGGGAUUUGUUUUAAUCUUACCAUCAAAAUUGUCUAGAAAUAAUCAGAACAUCUAAUGGUAAUGGAAAAGAUAAACAAGUUUCUGUAAAUUUAUUAAGAGUAUACAAUAAAAUAAUUUUUAGUUUAAAUGUGUAUUUCUAGACCCUUCAUUGAUCGAUUAAAUAUCUAGUGGCAAGAAGUUCAAGCAAACAAUUGAUAUUGAAUUUAUGCAAGUUGAUAGAAAGAUGAAAUUAAAAGAUUAUUAUGGAUUAUUACAAACAACAAUAAAUACUUUUUAAGGAAGUUUUGAAAAAGGAAGUAAUUCUGUGAAAUUAUGGAGAUAUGUUACAGAUUAAUAGGAUCCAUUUAAAACUUUAUAUAAUGAAAUUUACAAAGAAUUCAGCUCAGAAUAUAUUAAUCAGGACAUGUGCUUUUAUUUAAAUGCAGAAUUACUAACUCAUGAUAAAUAUGAAUAUAUUGAAGAUAUUGGUAUUAUUGAUAAUAAUAUUAUUUUGUUUGAAGUAAUUAUAUAAAUUAUUCAAAAAGUUCAAAUAUGGAAAUAGACUAUGGUGUGUAAGUAGUUAACCUGUUAGUAAAGACAAACAGAAAAUUUAAAAUCAAAAUUCAAAUUCAAAUUAAAAUUACAAUUAAAAUUACAAUUACAAUUACAAUUAGUAUGAGAGCUUAACAUAUGAAAAGAGUUGUUCAGAUGAUGAAACUGUAAAAUCUUUAACUCUUACAUAAAAAUCAAUUAAGGGAAUUGUGGGUUUAAGUAAUUUAGGAAAUACAUGUUUUAUGAAUAGUGGAACUUAAUGUAUUUCUAACUCAUAUCCUUUGGUUGAAUAUUUUUUGAAAAAUUUAUAUUUUGAUGAAAUUAAUAUGGAUAACCCUCUAGGUACCAAAGGAUAAUUAGUAAAGAAAGUAGGAUCAUUGAUUAAAAAAAUGUGGUGUGGAGAUAAACAAACAAUAACACCUAUAAACUAUAAAAAGGCUGUUGGCUAAUUUUAACCAAUGUUUAGUGGGUAUGACUAACAUGAUUCAUCCGAAUUAAUAACAUUUGUUUUAGAUGGAAUUCAUGAAGAUUUAAAUAGAGUUAAAAAGAAACCAUAUAUUGAAACUCAAGCAUAUGAUGGUAGACCUGAUUUUAUUGUUGCUAAAGAAAGUUGGUUAAACCAUCUUGCUAGAAAUUAAUCAAUUAUUGUUGAUCUAAUGCAUGGUCAAUAUAAAUCUACUCUAUAAUGUCCUACUUGUAAAUAAGUCUCAAUUACUUUUGAUCCUUAUUUAAUUGUAUAAUUAGGUAUUCCAACUUAUAAAAAGAGAACUAUUACAUUCAAAUAUUAUAAAGAUUUUUUUUAAAGUUCAUUUAUAACAAUACCGUUUGAUAAAAAUAAAAAACUUCCUUUAAAAGAGUAUUUAAAGCAUCUUGGAGUAAUAUUAAAGGUAGAUUCACAACAUUUAUUUGGAUAUAUUCGUACAUAUGAUUCUUAUUAUGAUUUUUUUGAUGAAAAUAAAUCAAUUAUUGAUAUAAGAAAGUCUUCAAAAAGAUCAUAACUUUGCUUUAGAAAAUUAACAUAAGAAGAAAUUUUAAUGAAAAAAAAAAUUCCUAUUAAAUUUUCAAAUAAAUAUUAUGAAGGUUCAUCAUCAAUAUCAUUUGAUUAAGCUGGUGUAUUUAUCUUAGAUAUAUAAAUGACAUUAAAAUAAGUUCAUUUAUUAAUUUUUAGCAAUUUUUAGUAGUUUUUUACUGGUUAUAAUACAUUAAAUUAUAAAAAUUAAGUCUUAAAUUAAGUAAUUAUAUGAAUCUAUUAUUAAGUAUUAUACUCUACUUUAUAAAACAAAUUAAAAUUACUGGAAUUCAUGUGCUUUUUGCAAUUCAUAAUCUUGUCAGGAUUGUGAAAUCAAAUUUGAUGAUGAAACAGUUGAAUAAGUAGUAAAUAAAGCUUUGAAAAUUGAUAAAAAUAUAAAUUUUGAAAUUAUUAUACUUUGGAAAUAAAGUCCAUUUAAAUAAGUUAGAUUACUGGAUAUUUUUAAUUAUUUUGUCAAAUAAUAUAAAAUAGAAGGUAAAAUUAAUAUUAAAAGAUUUAAGAUGAGAAUAAUAAUUUAACUAACCAAUUUUCUAGUUCUACGAACUACAAUUCCUCCUCAAACACUGUUACUCUUUAUGAUUGUUUGUAAUAUUCAUAGAUACCUGAAUAACUUAAUCCAGAUAAUACUUGGUAUUGUAAAGUAUGUUAAGAACAUGUUUAAGCAUUUAAAAGCAUGUAAAUAUAUAAGGUUUAAAUUUUUCAUAUUUAUAUAUAGGCUCCUUAAAUAUUAAUUUUUACAUUAAAGAGGUUUAAAACUUCAAAUAUAUAAUUUAAAUAAAAACUUGAAACCUUUGUCGAUUUUCCGAUUGAAAAUCUUGAUAUGACAGAUUACUUAAUUAAUUCAAAUACUCCUAAAGAAUUUCAUAAAGAAAAUAUGACUAAUAAUGGAGAAAUUAAUAAAAAAUAGGUUAUUUAUGAUUUAUAUGCUAUUUCUAAUCAUUUUGGUGGAAUAGGAGGCGGACAUUACACAGCCUUUGCAAAAAAUAAAGUAAUUUCGAAUAUAAUUUCAUUAGUUCACUAAUAAAUGGUAUGAUUUUGAUGACUCAUCUGUUAGUCAAAUAAGCGAAUCAAUGGUUGUUUCAAAAUCAGCUUAUGUAUUAUGCUACUAAUUGAGAACAAAUUUCUAAGAAAUAACAAAGCAAAAGCUGAAAGAAUGAAUAUAAAUUUAAAAAAG